AUGUCUAUUUCACUCCCCCGGCUUUCCAAUGAAGCGAGAUCGUACUUGCUUAAUCAUGUGUUCCUCUUUCCUCAGCUACCACAACAGGAUGACUACAACACUGAAUACGAAUUACUCCUACUUGAGACUGUCAUCAACGCCCUCAAGAGGUUUACGGCUCAUGUUUGUGAACAGCAUGGCGAAAUCAUCCGUGUGUUGAUUACAAUGCUGGCUUACCUGAGAACAACUCUGGGAUCCCGUGGUGAGAUCGACGAAGUGAAAUUUAGAAAUGUUCUGAGGACGCUAGAUAUAGAUGGUACAUCCGUUUGCUUUAGGUUGAGAGUUCACGUUACUUAUAUUUCGCUUUUAGGGAGUGUUGUGCCCAUCCAUGUCAAAUCCCAGAAUGCCGCUGUUCUGAUGACCCGAGAGAACGACGCAAUCCAUGUCGAGACGUUCGAGCUAUCUCCGCGUAAUGAAGCUGUCAACUCAACAAUCGGCCGCCUAAAACGUCAGUUUCCCGGACCAACCUUGUCCAUGAAACCAGAAACAUUCAAUGACCCCCAUCUUCAAAAUGCCAUCGCGGCCACUCUUUCGAAAAUGAGCCACCAGUCCGUUCCAGGGACGAAGCCGAAAGUGAGGAAGGCGGGCGAGGAGCAUGAUGAGGAUAGAGACACAACUGAUCCAAAGAUGGUGACGGAGUUCUUCACGGUGGUCCUGCGCCCCUGCAGCACGGUGAUUGAGAAUCUACAACUCAACAAAAAUACUCGUGAAGAGGUGUUGUGGAACAACAGUCGGUACCCAUGGCGGCGAUCUCCUCUGUGGCUCCUCAUACGCGUGGCACUUCAACUUGUUUCUCAGAGGCUCAGCCUGCGUGAAGGAAUAUCCGAUGACAUCUACAAAAGCUUCAUACUCUUUUCCAUGAGCAUUAUCCUGGAUACCUCGCCCAACGAUAUAUCUCCCGAGAAAAAGCAUAUGAUGAUUGCCAAAAUUGCUCGCCGGCUAAAUAAGCUCACACUAUCGCACCAUCCUACGUGGCUUUCGUAUGUCCAUGAUGCUCUUCAGCGAGGCAACAAUGCUAUUGAACAAGCCUGGCGCGAUAUCAGAAGUCGCAACACUUCGCACCACGACACGAAUUCGUUAGGACGAUUAGACUUUGCCCAAGACACUUACCACGACCUAUCUCCCUUGGAUGCGUGGAUCGAUGCACUUACCAAACGCGAACAUGUCCAAGACUCAGCAGAGUUUCAACCGCAGAACAGCCUCGUUGAACAUGAAGGACUUCCCUCGGUUGGGUAUACCUCUGAUCCCGACUACGCGGUUCUCAAUCUUGCGGCCGUCGAAAACUGGGUGAAUAUCAGCCUCGAAGAUUGGCUUCAGAACAAUCUCGAUAGCCAAGAUACCUGCCAGGAGCUUUGUCAGUUGAUCAGUGACUACCACGAUGAGGCAAUGAAAUUGUAUUCCGGUAAUCCAGAAGCUGUAUCGGUGAUGUUUCUGACUAUCCUGGAGCUAUGGAUUGCUUGCGAUAAGGCUGCAAUUCAUGCCCACCCGAUGCUAUGUGACUACAACUCCUGUAUUCCGAUGGACAUAUUCGAGUCACUUGUUCUACCUCACAAAUCACAAAUGAAAAGACUGGCUCAUGCAGAGAAUUAUAUGCAGCAACGCCAACGACGAGUCCGGUACGCAGGAACCAGCAUUUUCCAGGACUUUGGCACUAAGUACUGCUUUUCCGUCAGAUACUUUGCCCAGUCCGAGAAGCACAGAGCGUUGCUAGCCACGAUCGAAGAAGAGGCCAGCCGCGAGAGAGCCGCAAAACAAACUGAGCUUCGCCAAAAGCAUAAAAAAUACAAGGAACUCACCACUAAGAUUGAUGGGACGGAAUGCACAUAUGAAGAAAUCAUCAUUGAUGAAUAUCACGGCUUUACAGAAUCUCGCCACAGCAACUCCUGCGGACGAUGUGGAUACAUGCGCCAAAGGGACUCAAUUGAUAUAGACAUUCAUGAAUGGCCCUUACCUGCGGAUCCCCUGAAAGUGCAAAGCACAGUUUUCGAACUCGAUGCCCCUCAUCCAUUCGCAUUCUGGCGUAAUACCACGGCCUUUUUCUUGCUCGAUGUUCUACGUCUCUCGUAUUCGUCUAGGAAUAAACCGAGAGCCAAAUAUGAACCACGGACAUAUCGCGGGCUCAGAAACUAUUUCGAAAUCGGCAAUGGGCACCGAAGGUUCGGCCUGCUCUCGAAGAAUAAGCCCCAUGAGAAUACGCAUAGGCGACAAAAGCAGAUUAUCAAUGUCACAGAGCGAGACGUCUGCUUGGCGAACGGGAUGGACCUUCAUUACUACGAUCACCAAGCCGACUGCUUUGUUACCGGCUUUAAGAGCACGGGCGAAGUCUUAACAACAUGCACAUACAAGCUGCCCAGAGCAAGCUCCUCGCUACAGCAAUUCCUCUCUCGCCCUGCAAGCGAGAGGGAUGGACGACCGCCCAACACUGUCAUUGCAUCCCUGAAUUCAUGCCCACAAGAUAUGUCCCUUGAGGAGUACAGAGCGCUUUGCUCAAUGCCCCUUGGAGUGAAUAUUCAGUGGCAGAAUAUUCUACUUCAACUCGCGAUGCCAUCGGUUGUAUUCAAAAAGGCUGAAACUUGCAUCUUCAUUCUCCAGAUCAUUUGCCAAGCUGGGCCGUCAACUAAAGAUUCGGUUCUGCGAGAUGGGCAUGUCAUCAUAAACGAUGAUGUUUUUGCGGGAGAACUACUAGCCAGAAUCAAGGACGCUGCUGACAGAAUCAAGGAAAAUUGGGAAUCGAUGUGGGAGCUCUGUGCAUUGAUCCUUCUUACACAGAGGAUUCUGUCGCUCUCAAGCUCUGCAUCCAUUCGAACCCUCUGCCUAGCCCAGCUAUCGUCGCUUCGUACCAUUGGUUUCAACUGGGUCAAACUCGUUAGGGAUAAAGCCACUGGUGAGGACAGUGACAUCCGUCGAAACGAAUUUAUUUCCCAAAGCGCCCAGCUAGCCCUAGUUACGACAAGCACGUUUGACGCCGACGAGAUAGUUCUAGAGAAGGUCAUGGAGAGUGACAAGGACGCGUGUGUUUGGAUCCAAUGCUGCAUGUUGAUUCACGACAGAAAGGGGGCUCUCGACCUGACACCGGGGUGCUUGACUUCGAUACUCCACCAUCGUUGGCAAGUCCUGACCUACCGCUGCUACCCCAUACUUGUACCGAAUGUGGCCUCUCAAAAAAAGCCCGCGAUGGACCUUGCAAUUAGGCAGGCUUGGGCUGCGUACCAGACAGGUUCCUCUUGGUCAGUUGCAUCCCAGGGGUGCGAGUACUGGAUAACAACUCGCAGCGGCAGGCUUCCCGUGCAUUUCAACGUGUUGACGGGCGAAUUGCUCAUCAGCGGCCGACCACUCGCUCGUCUUCCUGCAGAGUACGAGAGUCAUGUAUCAUACAAGACUCUAUUUGGACAGUCCCCGGUGGAGGUGAUGCCCAGUGAAGUGCCUGGAAUGCAAUUCUCUGGUCAAAGGAAACACAUGGGCUGCACGGUACAUUUGGGGAAGGCGCCGAGCUCCCUGUCCAAAAAGUUUGAUCUUUGUGUUCGGGCAGUGGGCCAAGGCAAGCACCAGGCUUGGGAGUUUGUACCUUCCAGACUCAUCGCUGGCCAAGUUCCAGACCAUUUCACUGAGACCUAUGUCCAUUGGUACAACCUGGAUAGCGACGACAUCGAAUUUCGCCCUGUGAUGGAGCCAUGGCGGGCAUCCAGCUCCUACUGGCGGCUGCAGCGAGCAGGGCACUGUCGCUGGUACUUGGCGAGUGGAGGAAUGCGUUUGGUCAGCAUGAAAAGUGAAACUGCCCAAACUAUAUCCAGAAUCCUUGAGCCGAUUGAAAAGGCCUCGAGAGUUCAUUGCAAGUUCUACCCUGCCUCAUCUCUGUUAGAGAUCGAGAUACUCCGCCUGCGGUUGAACUUUAGCCUUCAGGUCGGACACUCAUCCAUCCGCUGCCGUCAGUAUCGCGGAAUGUCCAUCGACACAAAUCAAUCACUGGGUACUCUCGUUGGUUUGCACAACAAGCUCGUCCUUCUCCACGACAACAGCCAUGAUAGAAAGAUACUUAUACCCGAAGGCAAGGUGAGCUGGGAGCAGAGCGGCCAUCAUCUUGUCGUGACGAUUGGCUGGCAGGCGGUCUCGAAUCACCAUGUGUACUCGGUUGAUGAGCAACUUGGCCGUCUGGUCGACAAUGGAAACCUUCAAAGCAAACUUAUUCUGUGUUACCUCCAUGCCGUUACGUCGUUCUGCAUCCCCGAUCCACUAACGCAGAAGACGGGUACUGAGCAGGCCCUAACCAUUCUUCAUUCCGCAUCCUUGUCUGAAACACGUUUUCCCUGUUCUCCGGACUUCCAAGGGAGCCAUUGA
Molecule: messenger RNA, 4374 nt
Organism: Aspergillus puulaauensis
Lineage: Eukaryota; Fungi; Ascomycota; Eurotiomycetes; Eurotiales; Aspergillaceae
Exons: 1
Coding region: 1-4374 (1457 amino acids)
Source: RefSeq, a predicted model, not a curated record